Chionomys nivalis (European snow vole) is the source of this 2476-nucleotide messenger RNA. RefSeq names its product triggering receptor expressed on myeloid cells 2 (gene Trem2). The record is from RefSeq and is a predicted model, not a curated record. NCBI's taxonomy places the organism in Eukaryota, Metazoa, Chordata, Mammalia, Rodentia, Cricetidae. Gene Ontology annotation, cellular component: cell surface. The transcript has 5 exons. The coding region runs from base 93 to 818 and encodes 241 amino acids. Gene Ontology annotation, molecular function: signaling receptor activity.
CACAGUUCCUGUGACUGCGCCUGACUGGCUUGGUCCUCUCUUUUUUGCACUUCAAGGGAAAGAGGAGAUCUUGCACAAGGGACUCCGGAGCCAUGUCUGUUCUCUCCGGCUGGCUGAGGAAGGGAGCCAUGGGGCCUCUCCAGCUGUUUCUCCUGCUGAUGAUCACAGAGUUGUCCCGAGCCCUCAACACAACGGUGCUGCAGGGUGUGGCUGGCCAGUCCCUGCGGGUGUCAUGUACUUAUGACUCUCUGAAGCACUGGGGGAGACGAAAGGCUUGGUGUCGCCAGCUGGCUGAGGAGGGCCCAUGCGAGCGUGUGGUGAGCACACACAGUGUGUGGUUGUUGGCCUUCCUGAGGAAACGGAAUGGAAGCACGGUCAUCACGGAUGACACCCUGGCUGGAACCCUCACUGUCACUCUGCGAAACCUCCAAGCCAGUGACGCGGGUCUCUACCAGUGUCAGAGUCUCCGAGGUCGGGAGACUGAUGUUCUCCAGAAGGUUCUGGUGGAGGUGCUGGCAGACCCUCUAAAUGACCAAGAUGCUGGAGAUCUCUGGGUCUCUGAGGAAUCAGAGAGUUUUGAGGGUGCUCAAAUGGAACACAGCACCUCCAGGAGCCAAUCAGGAGAGACCUCCUUCCUACCCACUUCCAUUCUCCUCCUCCUGGUCUGUGUCCUCUUCAGCAAGCUUCUGACAGCCAGCAUCCUCUUUGCUGUGGCCAGGGGCAGGCAGAAGCUGGGGUCACCUGUAGUCAGUGGGCUGGACUGCAGCCACGAAGCUGGGCACCAACUUCAGAUCUUGACUGGACCCAGAGAUGCCUGAGAGAACUCCAAGUUGGAGAAGCCCCCUGAAGUUCACCCAUGAGUCAUCCAGUUUGGGUACUUUCCCCCUGGCACCAAGACUUCUGCUAGUUUGGCUUCAGAGGCUACUUCUGCCUAAACCCGCUCUCUCCUAGAAGCAGCAACAAUCAUGCCAAAACCCACCUCUCCCCGAAGCAGGAGUACUCACGUGUUUGUGUGCUAGAAGGUCAGCUGUCAGCUGCGGGGCUAUGGGCAUUAAAUACUCUCACAUACCAACCCAGGACUAUCCACUCUUUCUGGAUGGUUCUUCGCCUCAUAAAGGUCUUCUGUGGGACUAAACUCAUGGUCGUGUUCAUGCUAGGCAUGAACUUACCACAGAAUUUAUGCAUUUGGAUGAGAAAAAGGGAAAAAAAUACCUUACUUGAGGCCUGGGGUCCAAAGAUAACUGAGUUUCAUUUUUGGUGCUGUGGUACAAAAUACUGACCAAAAGCAAUUUAGAGGAGAAAGGAUUGAUUUUAGCUCACAAUUCCAGAUUACAGCUCAUCCCAGAAGGGAAGUGGAGGCAGCAGCAACUUCAAACACCUUGUCACAGUGCAUCCGGUCAGCAGCGGGGAGGGAAUGGAUGCAGACAAUACCUGUGCUCAGCUCCUUUCUGUAUCGUUACCACUAACACAGCCCAGGAGCCCCUCUCUGCUGAGGGAAUGGUGCUACCCUCAGUGGACUGGGUCUUUCCACAUCUGUCAACAUGUAAUCUUCCCACCCCUCAGACACUCCUGUGUGCCAGCUUCAUCUAGACAACCCCUCAGACACGCCUGUGUGCCAGCUUCAUCUAGACAACCCCUCAGACACGCCUGUGUGCCAGCUUCAUAUAGACAACCUCUCUUUGAGGCUUCCUUGGGUGACUCUAGAUUGUGUCAGAAUGAGAGUUAAAACCGACCACCGCAGUACCAUGUCUUCCGUCCCACAGGCUCCAGCCAGGUCGAUCUUCUCAGCCUCAUCUCCCUUCCCUAAAUUUGAUCACCAAGCCCUUCUGUGGGAGAGCUGCUCAUCUUCUGACUCCUCCCCUCUGGCAUUCUCUCCAUCAGCUCCUACAGUUGCUCCACUCCCAGCCCCAGGCUCCUUCCUCUCCACUCCCACUUGUGCCAUUCAGGACCGGUCAACCCCCUGACUCAUCCUCUCACGUCCCAGAGCUGUACUUGCGUCUGCAGCUUCCCCUCUGGGCAACGACAAAGACUGAGCUACAGUAGCUGAGCUGGGCACAGUCCACGCCCCUGGACGUACUGAGAGGAAAUGAAGGCUCGGGGAAGGAGGGGACACAUUCGCCACCUCUAGCAGAGCCUGGAAAUCCAAGUUUCCCUCCACAUUCUCAGCACCCUUCCCUCUAGCUCUGUCCUGCCAGCACAUUUGUGGACAAGUGCAUUGCAACAUGUUCUGAGCGUGAUCCAAGCCUCGGGGACACAGUGCAAUCCUGCGCUAGAGUUCUUAUUCUAGGGAGAAGAGCUGACGGGGUGGCAGUAAACAUGGUAAAGGGGUUUACAUCCAAAGGCAAAAAGUUUUGAUGAAAAGUUAAAAAUAAAGCCAAAUAAAGAGGAGAUGGAAUGUGCCAUUUUGAGCAGGACAGUCAAAGGGGACCCCUGAAGGAAAUUAGGAAAUACAUGAGGGCAUUGUGGGCAGGAAGAA